AUGAGGAGCACCCGUGGCGGCAGCUCGUCCUUCCAGGGCGCCAGCGAUGUGGAUCUGACCCUGACCGGCCUCCCCGCACCGCUCUUGCGCCGCCCCGGCAGCGCCUCACUCGCCAAGCCCAUGGCGCGCUCCGGCUCGGUCAGCGCCGACGGCAAACCGAAGAGGAACGCUCUGGAGGGUGCGGGGUCCCGGGCGAUGAACAACCUCCGGAGGUCCAGCAGCACCACCCAGGUUAACCAGCGGGUGAACAGCGCGUGCAGAGCGCGCUUCUCGCUGAAGCAGCCUGUGCAGGACAGGAACCCCCCUGUCGUUGUGUCCCUGCCGCCUGCCUCGAGUCCUGACGCCUCGUCCUCUCUCCACGAAAGGAGCAACAAGGGCGCGAUGGGCAACUGCGUCACCACCAUGGUGCACAACAACUACUCCACGGCCGAGAAGGGCCCCGCGCCCAAGAGCUCCAACCAGGCACCCAGCUCCCUCAAUAAUGCUGUCAAAGUGACCUCACAUGAGGAUGGCGAAAGCAGCAGCUCCCUGAAGUCACAGAAGAAUUUCUCCAGCAACAACAUCGUGACCUGCAACAACAACAGCAGCCUGGCCCGGAGGAAGGAGGUGACCGAGGAGGAGGAAAGGCAGCGGCGGAUGGAGGAAGGCAAUAUCCUGGAUUUGCACGAGAGGAAGGAUGAGGAACGCCGGAAGAUCCGGGAGGAGAAGGCGCGCCUGGCCCGACGCGCUGCCAUCCAGGAGCUGCACCAGAAAAGAGCCCAAAAGGCGUCGGAGUCAAAGCGCUUGGCAGAAGAAGAGCUUGUGCUGGGGAAGGAGAGCAGAAGGGUAGCAAAGAAGAAGCCUGCCAAACCUGCUGCUGCGAGGAACGUCAGUCCAGCCAGCAGCAGCACCAAAGCCAACAACGCUGGUGAGCCCCUCCUGCAGUCUGCGAUGCCGAGCGGUGUGCGGCGGGAGGGGGAAGGAGGAGGGCGGAGGGGCCGUUCUCGCUCUAUAGAGCUGCUUCAAGGGCCUGAGAACAGUCUGGUUCCUGCAGAGGCCAAUUUCCACGCGGUAGCUGCAGAGCCAGAAGAAAGCGGCCUCACAGAGCUCGGCUCUGUGCCCUUGCAGGACACCAGGGCAGAGGACAAGCUGCAGGAUGCGAGCUCCCGAGAGGCGGGUGGCGAGGACCUGGAGACAACGGUGGCUGCCGUCAGCGGGGCUCAGCCCAAGGUCACGCUCAGCGAGCUGCUGGACACGCUCAGGCUGCUGGAGGAAGAGCCGGAGGUGCUGCCCCCGCUGAAGGCCUGCAGGAAGGACGGAGCUGUGUCUGCCCAGCAGGAACCCGGCUCCAAUUCCCUGACCGCUGACAACUUGGAGAAGUUCGGGAAGCUGAACCACUCCCCGGGGGUCCCUGAGGACGGCGCCCUGCUCUCGGAGGCCAAGCUCCAGAGCAUCAUCAGUUUCCUGGACGAGAUGGAGAAGUCGGAGCAGGAGAGGCCCCGGUCGGCCGCCUCGGCCACGCAGCGGGAGGGUCUCCUCUCGGAAGAGGAGCUGGCUCACUUGGAGCAGGCCUCGGCUGUUGCCACGGAGGUCACGAGCUCCAUCGUGAGGCUGAAGCUGGAAGUGGAGGAGAAGAAGCGAGCGGUCAGCCUGCUGCAGACAGCCCUGGCUCAGCAGCGGGAACUGACUGUCCGGCACAUCAAACAGACCGAGAAGGAGCUGGGCCACCAGCUCAGGCUGCAGAGGGAGCAGUAUGAGGCAGCUAUCCAGAGGCAUCUGGCCUUCAUCGACCAGCUCAUCGGUGAGAAGAAGGUUCUGAGCGAGAAGUGCGAGGCUGUGGUAGCUGAGCUGAAACAGGUGGACCAGAAGUACGGGAAGAAGAUCACCCAGAUGCAGGAGCAGCACGAGCUGACAGAAAUGAAGGUGUUGAAGGACCGGCUGGAGAUCGAGAAACAGGCCUGGGAGGCGAACUACGUGAAGAAGGAGGAAGCCUGGCUGCUCUCCCGGGAGCGGGAGCUGCGGGAGGAGGUGAGGAAGGAGAGGGACAAAGAGAUCGAGCUGGUGAUCCAGCGCCUGGAGGCCGACAUGUCCUCUGCCAAGGAGGAGUGCGAGAGGGCAGCGGAGAACAGGUAGGAAGGAGGGAGCCUGCGAGUCCGGGACAAGUAUGAGGUGGAGCUGCAGGAGCUGGAGCAAUCUGAGCGGAAGCUGCAGGAGCGCUGCAACGAGCUGAAGGGGCGGCUGGCGGAGCUGGAAGGGGAGAGCGCGCGUCUGCAGGGCCUGCUGAAGCACAAGGAGCAGGAGAUGGAGGAGAUCCGGAAGGGGAGGGACCAGCUGGCCCAGGAGCGGAGCAGCCUGGCAGAAGCCAUCCGGCAGGAGGUUGCGGACAGGCUGGUGGGGACGGAGGAGGAGAACAAGCAGCUGAAGGCAGAGAUGGCGGAGAUGAGAGCCCAGCAGAGCCUGGAGCUGGACAGGGUGGUGCGGGAGAAGGACCAGGAGCUGGAGGAGGUUCACAGGAGGGUGAAGAUGGCAGUGGCGAGGAAGGAGGAGAGCGUGAGCAGCCUUCGGAAGCAGUACGCA
Molecule: messenger RNA, 2556 nt
Organism: Opisthocomus hoazin
Lineage: Eukaryota; Metazoa; Chordata; Aves; Opisthocomiformes; Opisthocomidae
Source: RefSeq, a predicted model, not a curated record